AUGUUUCGGCGCAAGGAAGAUACUUUAUCACCUGACCCGUCGUAUCCCGCGGAUCUGAAAGAGCUUGGCUUCUUCAUUAACAAGCUCGGUCAUAUACGCAUGAUCGACGCGCCCGAGAAGCCUUUCGUGUUUCACUCUUUGAACGAUGACCGUCAUAACGAGGUACGCAACGAAGCGUUGCAUGCCUGCUCACGCGCAGAAGUUACUGAGCGGCUCUCUAAACUCGGCAUCAAGCAACUCUACUUCCCUCACCUCGUCACUACAAAGCCUAACGGGCCUCACGUCCCCAUUCUUGCCCCCCCGCCUGACGUUCUCAAGACACGGAAACGAGUCAUUGUCGUCGUCAACGAUGCGUCCCAAGAUCUGGGUAUUCUUGCAUAUCGUCAGUUGCAGCGAGAGCUUGGCUUGAACGGCGGCUCUGUGAUUAACUUUGCGAAAGAGAUAAUCAGGCGCUCCGCUGUUGCUAAGAACGAUGAGGGAUCUUGCAACACGACGGACAUCUUCCACGAUGGUGCCGGAGUCCAAGAUGACAGCGACAUUCCUGGUCUGAUCGUGAUGAAUACGGGUCAGCUCCUGUACUCGCACCGAUACAACCGAAGCAUGACGAUGAGAAGCUGGUGUGCUAUGCCUCGAAAGUCGAUCGCGCACGAUCCGAUCAAGAUACACGACCAGGAGAACUACAUUGAAGGUCAUCGUACCCCUACCGAGCACAUCAGAUCCGUCUUUGACCUGCUCCUGUGCAACCCGGACCGUAUUGCGCCAGACGCUGAAGUGUACAUCAUCGCGAUCGAGGGGGGCGCUGAUAAGGUUUUGGAUGUAUUCAAGAAAGACUUUGACAAGUACGGUUCCCGAGUCACUGCUAUGGCAAUCGUUCACUCUCUGGUAGACAACUCCGAGAUCACCCAUCCAAGUCUCAAAGCCUUCCUCCACCAGCGCACGCGACAAUGGAAGUAUACGGACCUGAGCUCUGAUCCCGGACAAUGCGUAGACUUGCCCGAUGACUACUCCAGCGACGCUUCAUCUCAGACUGCUUCAAAAGGCGCCAAGUCUAUCCACUGGAACGAGGAGAUUCUCAGGUCUGGGUCGCUGUCUGAGGUCACGAAGACAAUGCACCGCCUGGCACUAAAUAUCGUCUCCCCUACAGACGAUGACAACAACAAGACUGCCCCAACCGAGCCGGACACCAAAGCAAGCGCGGAAUGGACGGGCGGAUCCGUUCUAUGCCCAACAUUCGCAGGCGCAGACGAGCCAGCCGGAGAGUGCAUCAUGACCAACCCCACCGUGCAACACGCCAUCCUCUCCUUUUUCGAUCAAGUCGCCCAUGACCCAGCGCACUACCGCAACCCCCCCUUCCUGACCUUUACCGACCCACCGCGCCCAACAGCCGACGCGCCCUUCGCACUGUCCGCCGUGCCCGAGGCGUCAGACAUGCAAUCCGCCAUUCCGCUGGCGACACCCGAGCAGGAAGCGCUGGACGAGGCACGCACCACACUCUUAGACCUGCGCACCGCACUCGGCGCGUCUCCUGCGGACGACAAGCAGCUGGCCAACGGACGCGAGAGACUGGCGCGGAAGAUAGCAAACCAGGAGACAGCGAUCGAGGAACUGGAGGUGGCAGCGCUCAGCAGCGGAAGUCUGAGGCCUGGUGAGGUGGAGGAUCUGCGCCGGGACUGGAGGCCCAAGAUCGAUGGGCCGCGGGUGCCGUUUGCGGGGACGAUGGUCGAUAGCGAGUUACUGAGAGCCGCUGGGUUGGGGGAGAUGGCGGAUAGGGAGGUGGAGAAGCUUGGGUAA
This is a messenger RNA of Ascochyta rabiei, 1791 nucleotides long. RefSeq lists its product as uncharacterized. The transcript is spliced from 4 exons. Gene Ontology annotation, molecular function: siRNA binding. Gene Ontology annotation, biological process: regulatory ncRNA-mediated heterochromatin formation. The coding region runs from base 1 to 1791 and encodes 596 amino acids. The record is from RefSeq and is a predicted model, not a curated record. NCBI's taxonomy places the organism in Eukaryota, Fungi, Ascomycota, Dothideomycetes, Pleosporales, Didymellaceae. Gene Ontology annotation, cellular component: nucleus.